CAACACUCUUGCGAAACUGUCACUCUCUGAGCCGUCUCUGAUAUGGCCAGGGGAUGGCGCUGAAGAAGUGGAUGGGGGAGGAGAGUGUGUAAUGGGGGGCGUAUUUUCAUCUCAUCUGAUGUCAUUAAUGUUAAGCGCAGAUUUUUGUAAAGAAAAUUAUAUGGACGACGUCGGCAAAAAUAUCAUCAACAUUAGGCCCUACUAAAACAACACAAAUUAUUAUUAUCAUUAGUGGUACUAUUAUUAUAAUUAGUAUUAAUAAUAAUAGUAGUAGUAUCAUUAAGUUGCUGCGUGAAAGCAUUGCGCAUGGCAACAUGUGGCUGCAUUGCGUUCAUGCGGAUGUUGCUGAAAAAAGGCCUGAAACCACAAGGCGUCUUUCUGAAAACCCAACUGUCUGAAACCGUCUUAACAACCAUCUCCAAGUGAUGGCGAACAGAAGCCUGUGGUCUGUCGGAUGGAUUCCUGAGGAUGGCCGUCCACGUAAACGCAGGAGGGGCGAGUAGAGGUGGCGGAGAAGUCCCUGCUACGUCGCCCGAGCAGGAAGACCGGAGCCCGGCUCCGGUCCUGACAGGAUCGGGUCAUUGCAAAUGGUUCAACGUUCGGAUGGGCUUUGGAUUUAUAUCUAUGACCAGCAGCGAAGAAGGUCCCGUUGACCCUCCGAUGGAUGUGUUCGUUCACCAAAGCAAGCUGGUCAUGGAGGGUUUCCGCAGCCUGCGUGAGGGGGAGCCGGUGGAGUUCACCUUCCAGAGGUCCAGCAAGGGUCUGGAGGCGCUACGGGUCACUGGACCUGGGGGCGGGCCCUGCGCUGGCAGCGAGAGGCGGCCAAAAGGCAAGGCCCCUCCCCUCAAACGCAAACCAAAGGGAGACCGAUGUUACAACUGUGGAGGUCUUGAUCACCACGCCAAGGAGUGCGGCCUGCCUCCCCAGCCAAAGAAAUGCCACUACUGCCAGAGCAUCACCCACAUGGUGGCCCAGUGCCCCCACAAGACCUCGUCCAGCUCGCAGGACCCGCAGACCUCCCCAGAGUCCCAGGGGGGGUCCCACGAGGAAGGCGGCCGCAGCAGCUCCUCUCCCCAGGAAGGGAGCUCCUCGGCCGGGGACGAGCCGCCACACCGCGGGCCGUCCUCCUCUCAGCACCGCCGGAGGAAGCCCUGAAGUGCUGCGGGGAGGCCUGGCCUUUGACUGGCAGCACACCACAAAGGGUUAAACCUCAAACCUCUCCCCCCACCUUAAUCAUCCUUUCCUCUUGCUCUUUCCUCUGUUUUCCCACCCCCUUCCCCACCCACCCAUCCUGAAGUCUGGACCAGCAGAAUCUACCUCACAGUCUCAUUCAGGGGGGGAUGCUCCUUGACAGCCAGUGCAGCUAUUGGCUCCCCCCACUUUUUGGGGGGAGACUCCUCCCCCUUUCCUUCAUUCCAUUGUGUUCACUUGGCAUCGUCAUGGUAACUUGUUGUCAGGGUAACCGGCUGGCCGUUAAAGGCGUCAUGUAUAAGGCUAAGUGCAGCUCUCAUUGACUCCAAUGCUUAAAUGGAAGUGUAAUGUUUGAGUAUAGAAAAAGGAAAUAGGUCUUUAAAAUGCGUGUGGUGGGCUGACUUGAAUCAAAACCAAACUGUUAAUCUUUAAAGUCUGCCUCACCCCACGAGCUCUUUCAGGAAAAAUCACCUCAACCGCUUCUCUGUCUCAGAGGGAAUGCUUUAUGUCCUCAGUCUAGCAGUCAACUGCAAAAUUAUUGCCAUCACAUGUCAUACUGACUCCUUCCAAAAAAUGCCCCUCUCAUCUACAAAUAGACAAUGUGGCAAACUCAUGGCAACAACCAAAAUCCCCACAAUCAAUAGUGUCAUUAUAUUACAGGCAUUACAACAUACUGGAUGUACGCAUUCUGUCACCAUGCAUUCAUGGCUGUGACUCUGUGGCUCUGUGUGUUUCAGACAUGAGUUCAGAAACAAUGUCUUGAGCGACAAAUCCUUUGGCUGUAGAAAGUAGACCAUGGUUACUGAUGAACAGGUGGGAAUCUUCAAAGGUCCCAAAUCCUUUCAACCCCAAGUAGGAAAUAGAGAUGACCGUAGAUGCCACUGAAUGCCUCAGAAAAUCAAAAAUGGAUCCAUUCAUGAUCUAGUAUUAGCAGAUUUUGUUGCAUAUUAUCCUGAUGAUAUAUGAAUCUGGGAAUUAAGACUGGGACUACAGGAAAUAUCUGAUUACACCAGCCAAAGAAGGAAAAUAUGUAUUGUUGUUAGUAGAUCAGUUAUGGUAUCAAAAUCAUAGCACAUAGUAAUGGCCUCAGUGAUAGCGUGGUGUAAUAGUGUAUUUGUUUUGCAUUUAUCCAGGGUGCCACUGUUGCAUAUGACUGCAGCUUCCGUGAUUAUUCCAUUCGUGUUGGCCACUUCUGUGCCUCCAACUUUGCUUGUUCUUAUCAGCCUCUUGGGAAAACAAAAACAAGCGUGAGAUCCAAUCAACAAGCCCAAAGCAGUGUGUGCUGCAACCUGACAACGUUUAUCUUUUAAGCCUGGUGCCAAGGUUUCCUGGCACACCAGGGUCUGUGAAGCUGAUGUGAGGCAAAACUGUCCCUGGAUCAGUUUACGAAGACAGAACGAUAAGGGCUGGACGUCAGGUGCUUAAUGUGUUUAUGUGUUCGACAUGACGUGACACCAAGAAUGUUUUUCACAAGUGCGGUUUUGUGCAUGUGUG
This is a messenger RNA of Alosa alosa (allis shad), 2685 nucleotides long. RefSeq names its product lin-28 homolog B (C. elegans) (gene lin28b). The transcript has 5 exons. Gene Ontology annotation, molecular function: nucleic acid binding; zinc ion binding. NCBI's taxonomy places the organism in Eukaryota, Metazoa, Chordata, Actinopteri, Clupeiformes, Clupeidae. The record is from RefSeq and is a predicted model, not a curated record. The coding region runs from base 469 to 1155 and encodes 228 amino acids.